UGUGACCAAACAUUUGGGUUUGUGAGUGUAUUUUGGCGCAAAAAUCGUUGGCAAAUUUCUGCACAAAUGAAUUAUUUUCCACAUUACUACUCCAUCGAGGACAUUUUUGUGACGCAGGAAAAGGUGGAGUGCAGGGUUAACACAAGGCUGCAGCGAAUGGGAUUCUUGGAUGCGGGGGACUCGCAAACUGACCACUUGGAACCGGGACGCAUUGUCAACUUGCCUCUCUGGUACAUUAAAGAGCUAAAGGUAAACAAUGCUUAUUUCACCGUUUGCAUUCCGGAAAUCUACAAAAAUGUUCACAAGGCCGUCUGCGAGGCAGAAACAACACACAUUGAAUUAGGGCGCUUACAUCCUUAUUUCUAUGAAUUCGGCCGCUAUUUGACACCCUAUGAUAGCAAUCAUGUCAUAGGGCGAAUAAUCUUCGAGACACUGCGUCAACGAGUGCGUCAUCUGCUGGACAUAUCAAAGAAUGAUGACCAGAGCAGGAUCAGCAAGACGGAACAUCGACUGGAUAACGUUGAGGCCAAUCUUCAUAUAGCGGGUAUGAAAACUAAUGCGCAGUAUGUCAAAUGGCUGCAGAUGUCCAACAAUAACAUUUGCAUCUCUGAAUUGGUGGAGGAGCAUCAGAGGAAACGUUUGCGGGUCGAUCUUAGCGAUAAACAAAUAGAAAGCUCACCUCCGUAAGGACUUCUUAUAUAUAUU
Drosophila willistoni is the source of this 705-nucleotide messenger RNA. Its product is annotated as DNA replication complex GINS protein PSF3. The record is from RefSeq and is a predicted model, not a curated record. Bases 67 to 687 code for a protein of 206 amino acids. NCBI's taxonomy places the organism in Eukaryota, Metazoa, Arthropoda, Insecta, Diptera, Drosophilidae. Gene Ontology annotation, cellular component: GINS complex. Gene Ontology annotation, biological process: mitotic DNA replication initiation. The transcript has a single exon.